Molecule: messenger RNA, 6064 nt
Organism: Exaiptasia diaphana
Lineage: Eukaryota; Metazoa; Cnidaria; Anthozoa; Actiniaria; Aiptasiidae
Product: filamin-C
Exons: 16
Coding region: 190-5124 (1644 amino acids)
Biological process (GO): actin cytoskeleton organization
Molecular function (GO): actin filament binding
Source: RefSeq, a predicted model, not a curated record
UUAGUUCACAUGCGUUGUCAACAUAGUUCUUUAGUUUUAGCAAGGCUCUGACAUUCACUGCUGACAACAAAGARAUUGGCUUCUUCUAUCUGCAUCACAGCGGUAUUUACCUAUAUCAACACACGUUUACAGCAGGUGUGUGAGACAGGCCAUCAAGAAGCGACAGGUUGAUAGAACGAGCAGGACAAGAUGUCRUUCCAWCAUUCUCAAUACAACGGGAUAAAUGGCGACGUUGUGACACAGCAUUCAAUGUCUCCUACAUCUCCAACUGGUAUAGGACGAUCUAGUAGUUUCAACAGUUCUAAUAUCAGAAGCUCUCAAUAUAUCGCACACGCUGAAAAAGAUUGGAUCGAGAUUCAGAAAAAUACUUUCACCAACUGGUGCAACGAACAAUUGAGAAAUUCUGGCAUUGUWAUCAMCGAUCUAGCGUCGGCAUUUGAAGAUGGGAUAACCAUUGUCUAUCUGGUMGAAGCUGUUUCGAUGAAAAAAGUUGGAAGAUGGACAAAAAACCCUAAAAUGUACGCACAGAAACUUGAAAAUACAACGGCAGCGCUCAAAGUUCUGGAACAAGAUGGRAUCCAGCUUGUCAAUAUUGGCAACGAAGACAUCGUCAAUGGCAAUAUCAAGCUUAUUYUGGGUCUCAUAUGGCGACUUAUUCUUCACUAUCAAAUCAGCUCUAGUGGUAGUACUUCAGGUAAACAACUACUUCUUCUCUGGCUAAAGAACGCCCUCCCAGAUUUGACCAUCAAGAACGUCACAACCAGYUGGAAUGAUGGGAUAGCUCUCAGUGGUUUGAUUAACUUUUGCCGUCCGGGACUCAUGCCAAAUUAUCAAUCACUGGAUCCAAAUGACAAGCUUCGUAACGUUACAGUAGCAAUGARAACWGCAGAAGAAAAGCUUGGCAUCCCACAGAUUUUAUCCCCAGAAUUCUUCAUUAAUCCCAACGUGGACGAGCUAAGUAUGAUGACGUAUUUGUCAUUCUUCACCCAACCGGGRUCCCCAGGAGAGAGACGUACACUUGAGAUCAUUAAUGGUGAUGCCCCAGAGCUCCGUGCCAGGAAUUUCAAUACUGAUUGGAGCAGCGGACAGAGACUGGGUUUGUACUUGGAAUCAAGGUGUCCAGGAAUCAUUCCAGAUUAUGAUGAAUUUGAAAGGAUGACACCUGUACAACGAGCGGACAAAGGUCUAAACGCCGCAGAAGAAAAACUUGACGUCAAAAAGGUGUUAACAGGAAAAGAAAUGACAAGUCCAGACGUAGAUGAGUUGAGCGURAUGGCCUACAUGUUACAAUUCCGUAACUGCGCUCAACUGAAAAGCCAUGCCUCCGCGUUCAAUGCCGAGGGACCUGGUCUUAGGCGUGCAAUCACCGGAAGAACAUCUGAGUUCCAUUUGUAUGGACGAAGAGACCUGGGGGUUGAAAACUCAAAGAUACAAAUUAUCGGCCCAGAUGGAAAAGAUGUCCCAGUAACAGUGAGACAAACUCUUGAUGGACUAAAGUGCCAGUAUACCUCCAAGACGUCCGGUCCACACCAAAUAUCCAUCACUCACAUGGGUAAACACAUUCCUUCCAGUCCUUACAAUGUCCAGUCAGUUGAUGACGUUAGUGAAACCAUGGUAACAGGCCAAGGUCUUAAGAACGCCCUGGUUAUGAAACCAGCAGAGUUCACCAUUACCAUGUCCACCCCUACCAAUGCUCCAGUGACAGCGACAGCAGAGGGUCCAACUAGAACAAUCCCAGUUGACAUCACCAAGCAAUAUGACGGCAGCUACAAAGCAAGGUUUACUCCUCGUGAGAUUGGCGAACACAAGAUUUCUGUGAUGGUUGGUAACAGUGUCCUUCCAGGAUCCCCUUUUACAUCUAAAGUUGGCGACCAUACCAAAGUUCUACUCACGCCUAAAGACACCCACAGCCCUCAGCUUGGUAAACCAGUCACAUUUGAAGUAGAUACAACCCAGGCAGGUCUUGGUGAGUUGGCUAUCAAAUGCAAAGGACCCAACGGCGGGAUCCCUGUGGAUGUGCGUGGCACAUCACGUGGUAAAUACCUCGUGUCGUACACGCCUACUACAAGUGGCGAGUAUUUGACUCAGUGUACGUUUAACGGAGAAGAAAUCCCAUCCAGCCCCAAUAGAUCCAUCGUAGGGGAUCCUAAUCAAGUCKCAGCACACGGAGAAGGCUUGUAUCAAGUCGCUACGGAAACGCAAGGAGAAUUCUUUAUUACGUUCAAAGGCGCUGCAAAGGAUGGUAUUGAGGUGUAUGGUGAAGGCCCACGAGGACGUUUUGAUUGUAAACUCGUUGAAAACCCAAGAGAAAGAGAUUCUUACAGCGUUUACUAUACGCCACAAGGUAUUGGAUUGCACAAGAUUAAUGUACUCUAUCAGAACCAGCCUGUACGUGGAAGUCCUUUCAUUGUCAAAGUAGCUGACCCAUCCAAAGUCAAAUUUGUUCCCAAACCAUUCGCCGACGGCAAGGGAUAUGUGAUCCGUCGCGAUGUAGAUAUCCCUGUCGAAGUUCCUCGAGAGGCUGGCGAAGGUAUAUUGGAAGCAGAGGUUGUCGAUCCAGAUUUGGAGACAGUCCCCUCGUCUGUAACCACAGAGAGUGAUGGUUACCGCCACAUUAGGUUCAGACCAACUAGACGCGGUAUUCAUCGAGUUGUCGUAAAGUACGGAAAUAAGGAAGUCACAGGUAGCCCYUACCAAAUCAAGGUUGGGGAUCCGAAAAGCGUUAGAGUUAGAGAAUCGGUCCACCAAAGACAAGGGUUUAAAACAUCAAGCGAGAUUGACAUCCCCAUCGAAGUGCCUCCGGAUGUCGGAGAAAUUUCAGCCACGGUCAAGGGGCCUAAUAACGAGUUCGUUGAUGCAUCCACUAAAAUCGAAAACGAUGGUCUCUACCACAUUCGCUUCCUUCCAAUCCGAGCAGGGAGGUAUACCGUGGACGUUUUAUGUGCCGGGCACCAUAUUGAAAAUAGUCCAAUGGUCAUGAAUGUCAUGGAAGAAUCAAUGAAAGUCAAGCUGAAAGAGUUCGAAAAACAGGAUGCGAUUAGAUACCGAAUCAACCAGCCUUUGGAAGUUCCAAUGCAAAUCCCGAUGGAGGUGAAGGAUGUGACAGCCCAUGUCAGGGGUCCUCACGGGGAACACGUCCUUUCGUCCUUUACCAGGGAAGCGGAUGGAGAUUACUAUCUACGCUUCACACCCCACAAAAAAGGGACCUACACUGUUGAUGUCAAGUGUAAGGGCAAAUCAGCGGAGGGAAGCCCUUUCAGCAUUCACGUGGGAGAUCCUAGCAGCACCCUUGUACGUAUGCGUCAAGCCGAGGCCGAAAGAACACAGUACAUCGCUCAACGAGAGCUUGAUAUCACCUUUGAUAUCCCAGAAGACCACUGGGACGUGACAACGCUCGUCCAGGGACCUGAUGACGAAAUCUUACCUUCGUCAUCAUCACGUGUCGUCAAAUCUGAAGAUGGCUAUUACCACGUGAGGUUCACGCCCUACAGACAAGGGGUAUACAAGGUUCAUGUUCGUUGCGACGGAGAACCAGUCGAAAGCAGUCCUUUCCUCAUCACGGUCGGGGAGCCUGAACCACUUCAGGUGCAACACGUUACGAGUCAGGAGCUUUACUCUGAGCAAUACUCUGAAAGCUUUUUCACCAACGAGGUYGACUUUGCUGUGGAGAGUUCCGCUGACAUGGAUGAUCGACUAUUCAGAGCCAAUGUUGAGGAUCCUGACGGACGGAACCAACAUUGUAGCUUGACACGUGAUUAUAACGGACGACGUCACAUAAAAUUCCAACCACGCCGUCCUGGACAGUACAAGGUAUUCGUGUACUACUCGGACGAGCUGAUCGAAGGCGCACCAUUUGUAGUGAACGUAGUCGACGAGAGUCGUGUUCGUGUCGAGAUUGACGAACGCACCGAGCAAUACGAAGCUUACCAAGAAGCUGAUUUUAAGAUCGUCACUCCACCAAACACUCGUAUGGAACAGCUAAGUGCACGUGUCAAUGAUCCCCAUGGCAACGAUGUCCCAUGUUCCAUUGCAAGAGGACGUGACAAUAGUAAUUACCACGUGAGAUUUAUACCAAGUACAACUGGUCCUCACCUAAUGCAUGUGUACUAYGAUAAMAAUGAGAUCCAAGGUUCKCCAUACACCAUUAACAUCCUUCAAGGACGUUUAACCGAAGAACAACUGGCAAGAAAAGUUGUGGCUUCCGGAACAGGCACUAAGAAAGCAUUUGUCGACGAACGAUCUCAAUUCACCGUCGAUACSAGUGAAGGUGGCGAGGGACGACUUACAGGAAGAAUGUAUAGUUUUAACGACAAGGCUGACGUGGAUAUCGAGAAAAGAWCUAAUGGAAUGUACAAUUGUUCGUACGUAGCGCAUAGUGCUGGGCCAUAUACCAUGCAUAUGUUCUGGAACAAUAAAGAAAUUCGUGACAGCCCMUUCAAAGUGGACGUCCAYGAUUCCAUGUCAUCCAAGAAAAGCUACUGCAGGUUUCAAGGCGACGCGUUGGGUGAAUACGGUGCUUAUGUUCACCAGUGGAUGAAGUUCUGGAUUGACACCAACGGUCAAGGGGAAGGUCCGCUGUACGUGAGGUGCUGCGGACCAACCGAAGACUGUGAAGUCAAAAUCUACGAUAAUCAAGAUGGUACAUAUGAUAUACAGAUCUACCCAAAAGAGGUUGGAAAACAUGAACUCCACGUCUCUUGGGGUAAACGUGUUGUACAUGGAAGUCCUUUCAUUAUCCAAGUGGGGCAGGCACCAGACCCCAGUCAAGUAUUUGCCUAUGGGCCUGGGCUCGAACAUGGUAUGCUUGAAAGCUUCCAAGGAAACUUCCUGGUUGAGACCAAAGGCGCAGGUCCAGGUACCUUAAAGAUUCGUAUUCACGGCCCAAAGGGAGCCUUCAAGGUGGAGAUGUACCGCAACAGCGUCAAAGAGAAAAGGCUUAUUGGAGUGCGUUACAAUCCUAACGAAUGCGGUCGCUAUACCAUUAACGUGAAAUGGGCUGAUCAACACAUUCCUGGCAGCCCCUUUGAAAUCCAUGUUGUCGACACACAACAAGAAUACGAUUCACUCAGCGAACUUCACGAUAAUGUUGUUCAACAUGGAAGGGGAGAAUCAAUACAUUUGUGAUAACAUCAUGUGUUGCUAUGAUACCAUCGUGUAUAUGAAAUUCCUUGCUUGUUCACCAUCUGAUUGAUACAUUGUCCUGGUGAAAUCAUUACUGGGAACUAGAGAGACCAACUACUUGGUACCAAUAAAUAGCUUUCUUCAGCAAAUAUACAUUACAUGGCACAGAUAUUUGAUAUAARACAAGGCUAACUGGCUACCAAAACCAUAGCUUAAGUUAACUAAAUAUACACUUGUAAAAUAAUACACUUGAAUGCUCCUCUUGUUACCCAAAUAUGAGUCGAUAAAUACAAAUUGUUUCAUUAAGAUGAUUUUUUUAUCAUUUAGAGUGUUAAAUCAAUUUAUUAGGAUUCUGUAUUUCAAGUAAACUUCACUCUAUACUCAUCCUUUACAUUUACAAUUAUUUUGUAUCUCAAGUUUUAGACAUAAAAUGUUAAAGUACGAUGACAUCAUCAYAUAGGGGCCUAGUUGCUAAAUAUUGAACAGAUAAUGCUAAACAUGUCAGUGAUUUAUGAAAGCUUUUUGUAAAAGCUCACUGCAAUAGUCUUAGUAAACCCUCUGGGCUUUGGGCAUCAGCCAAACUCAGAAAAUGGUGCAAAUACACCUCAAUGAUAUGCAUAAUAUGCAGGUGUUAUAUUUAGAAUCACAUUAUGGUAAGCUAUUGCAUCAUUGCUGUAUCUCAUGCUAGAAAUGCUUUUAGGGAGGGGAUGCACAGGAUUGCUUACUGCAAAACUUGCUAUGAAAGAGUCAUAAGAUGUGUYCAAAGGCUACCAUCUUAGAGUGUGAGCGCACCCCCUGUAUAUGCCAAAGGCUGUAUUCUAAUUUCUUAUUUUUAAGCAAAUAUUGUAUACAUUUAUAUAAAUAUUGUAUCAGUAAAUAUUUUACAGUUAAAAACAUUUGUAAUCAUACGUGGAUUCAGUCAAAAUAAAGUUCGUUAAAAAUU